This is a messenger RNA of Hypoxylon fragiforme, 3624 nucleotides long. Its product is annotated as centaurin beta. The transcript is spliced from 6 exons. Gene Ontology annotation, molecular function: GTPase activator activity; protein binding. The coding region runs from base 141 to 3428 and encodes 1095 amino acids. The record is from RefSeq and is a predicted model, not a curated record. Gene Ontology annotation, cellular component: cytoplasm; trans-Golgi network; endosome. Gene Ontology annotation, biological process: intra-Golgi vesicle-mediated transport. NCBI's taxonomy places the organism in Eukaryota, Fungi, Ascomycota, Sordariomycetes, Xylariales, Hypoxylaceae.
UCACUAACCUCGUUAAUAUAUCAUCCACACCCUUAUUCUAUACCAUACUUCUUCUACCCUUUUAUCAUAUACCAUACACUUGACUGGAUUAUCACCUUUAUUUUUUUGCGCGGCCUUUCAUCUGGCCCGCUAUUCUCACCAUGGGAAUCGUGAGCAGCAGACCCGAUGAUGGCGCUGCCAUCUAUCUAAGGGAUCAAAAUCGAUUAUCAAUUGCAUCCCUAACCAUUACCUGCCCUCGACGGCGCACGUCCAUUACCGUCGUUCCUAAUGCCUUCCCCGCUACACGGGCUACAGCCUUGCGAUCCUUGGGCGACUCCAGCCCGGUCGAAUUCAUUCAGGACAACGAACCUUCGAACACGCCGAACUUUCUCCUCAAACUCAAUAAUGAAGACGAGCUCGUUUUCAAUUUCACCUUUGUGGUUCGUCAAGAAGAAGGCGUUAGUGGUACUGACAGCCUCAUCAACGGCUUGACUUAUGUAUAUGCUUCGACAAGCAGAGAACUUGAAAACCUAGUCACUCGCGAAUUCCACGCCGACCCAAACCUACAUAAAAAUGCCAAUGUUGAACUUGUGGGCGACUAUUCAACAGGAGGAAGUGCGUCAGUCACAUUCGAGUGGUCGUGGAAGUGGAAGCCGCCGAAGCCCACAGAAGAUGCCGGAGGGGGGUGGAGGAAUGUCUGCAGCUUUGUCGAGUACGAUCAGAGAGCACACCGCCUAGAUACAUUAGCUCGGUUUUCCUUUUGGGUUUCCAAUACUUCGCUUACCCCAACCCAACCAAAUUCCCCCUCUCCCGUUUUUCAAUUAGCAGUACCGCCGAGGAUCCGAGUCCCCUCAUCUCAAUCCGUCGAUUCUCGUAUUAGCGAACAAGACGAGCCUAACUCUCCGGUAAACCUUCAGCAAGACCCAUUAUCCGUGGCGCCUACUAUUGUGCCAGGCUCGCGAGAAUCAGUCAAGGUUGACAUAGCCUGCCCUCGACCUGGCGAAGAUAUGACUGUGAGCGACGAUGGACCAGUCUUCAGGGCCACCAUUAAAGCCCUCGAGCAGAAGACCGGCAACAUGAGAACUCAGAUGAAGAAAGUCUUAAAAAGGGCUGAACAUGCAUACGCGGCUCAGACUGAGGCGAACGAUGCUUUCCUAAGCUUCGUAGAAGCCCUCCGGGAAGCGUCUGGUACGAAUGCCAAUGCAGUUCAACCUGCUAUCGACCAUUACUUUGAUAAAAUUGCGAGGGAAAUCCUUGCUUAUGAGCGGCAAAAUACGGCAAACUUGCAGAAGAUUAUUAUCGACCCUAUAGGUAAACUGUAUACGUACGAUAUCAAACAAGCAGAAUCUAAAAGACGAGACUUUGAAGAGGAGAGCAAGGAUUACUAUUCUUACGUAUCUCGUUACCUCGGCCAACGACAAGAUUCGGCAAAGACCAAGAAACUGGCCGAAAGCGAUACAAAAUACCAGACGAAGAGAAGAAAUUUUGAGCUCAAACGUUUUGACUAUUCAUCGUUCAUGCAAGAUCUGCAUGGUGGCCGCAAGGAACAGGAAGUCUUAUCACAUUUAACCAAAUACGCGGACGUUCAGGCAAGAACGUUUCUAGCUACUGCCCACAAAGUUGAAGGCUUGCUCCCACAACUGGAGGCUUUGGCCAGUGAGGUUCAAGAUGCCGAUAAAGAGUUUCAGUACCAGAGACGUGAACGAGAGGAGAAAAGGCGCGUGCUCGAAAAGAGCAACCUUCAGUACAACGAGCCAGACACCGUGACCUCGGCCAACACAACUCCGAACCACAAUGUCAAUGGCAACCAACACACUUCCGACUCUGAACUUGGCCGGGCGGACAGCACUAGUUCUCAGCUUAAACCUACCCCUACCGGCAAUUCCGGGCCUAUGGUCUCGACAGGGACGGACCUCUCAAGGUCCCCAGGCAGCCUUGGACCUACCUCACUAAAUAGUCCCGUGCAAACGUCGAAGUUCAAGGGUAUACGUGAUUUGGAGGAAAGGGAUUUUACUCAGCUCGCCAAUGCCGACAAGAACUCGACACAUCGCAAAGAAGGACUUCUAUGGGCCUUGAAUCGACCGGGUACUCACGUAGACCCUCUUUCAUUAAAUAAGCAGGGUUGGCAUAAGUUCUGGGUCGUUCUUGACCAAGGCAAGUUGUCGGAGUAUAGCAACUGGAAGCAAAAGCUGGAUCUGCACAUGGACCCCAUCGAUCUUCGCAUGGCUUCCGUUCGUGAAGCGAGAAACGCAGAACGAAGAUUUUGUUUCGAAGUAAUUACUCCUCAUUACAAGAGAGUGUAUCAGGCAACGUCGGGCGAUGAUAUGAAUAGCUGGAUCCUCUCCAUCAACAACGCCCUCCAGAGCGCAGUAGAGGGCCGUGGUCUCAAAGAGAAGCCGACGUCUCCGGGAGAGUCGACUACCAGCCUUAAGCGCGACAUUGGGUCGAUUCUGACUGGAAAGAGCAGCUCCGUAAACCACGGUUCUCAUCACGGUUCUCACAACAACACUUCGUCUGCUCCUCCCUCUCGCCGCACUACGGUUGGGGCGCGACCUGCCAACGCACGAACGCCUAGUUACGACGAGAAUCCUGAUAAACUUCUCCAAAUGCUUCGCGACAAUGAUCAAGGGAAUUGCUGGUGUGCUGAUUGCGGCAGCGGGUCUAAGGUUGAGUGGGUUUCGAUCAACCUCGCGAUCAUUCUCUGUAUUGAAUGUAGUGGUAUUCAUCGAUCCCUCGGAACACAUAUCAGCAAAGUCCGGUCACUCACACUCGACAUCACAUCGUUUACGCCCGAUAUAAUCGAGCUAUUGCUUCUAGUCGGAAAUAGAGUAUCCAACAUGGUGUGGGAGUCAAAACUUGAUCCAAACCUCAAGCCAGGCCCCCAGGCCACUCGGGAGCAACGGUUGAAGUUCAUUACGGCAAAAUACGUGGAUAGAGCUUACGUGGAGCCGAUAUCACCUACUCUCUCGCGGUACCCAACAGCUGAUGAAACGCUUCUCGCAGCUAUCAAACGAAAUGAGAUCCAGCAAGUCAUAUACGCAUUGGCACUGAAGGCUAACCCCAAUGUUCUUGACAAAGUUCGUGGAACUCACCCGGUCUUCUUAGCCCUCGCAGCCGCAGAUCCAGCAUCGCCGUCCCCUGCAACUCCUGGAAAUGGGCGACAAGAUACUGAAGCUCGAGUCGUUCCGUUCCCAAUUGCUGAGAUGCUGAUACAGAAUGGGGCUGAAAUACCCUCAACGAUGCCUGCCUUUCCUCUAAGCCGAAGCGGGCAGAUGUACAUCGAGCAGAAGCGUGGUCGGAAUGCGGCCGUCGAGGCCCUGGGUGCGUCAGUGUCGACUAAUCUAAGUCAUAGCCCGAGCGAACGACUACAGCGCGAUAAGGACGCACGAUUGCAAAAGCGUAUCAGCGCUGGCGGACGGUUGGCAAAGUCACCGAUUCCCGAACGGUAGAAACGGCGGAAGUCAAAUGCUUCCCUCUCGUCCUCAUCCCCUUCGCCAUCUCACUCACAGAAGAACCGGCUCAGUCGACGGAAGUCCAACGUAACAGGGUCAAACUCUUCCUCAUCUACUUCCGAACGGUAGAAACGGCGAUCGAAUCGCUCCUUCUUCCAGAUACCUCGUUUGGAUAUGUCUAUAACUUUACCGC